Molecule: messenger RNA, 626 nt
Organism: Drosophila gunungcola (fruit fly)
Lineage: Eukaryota; Metazoa; Arthropoda; Insecta; Diptera; Drosophilidae
Gene: ORMDL
Product: ORM1-like protein
Exons: 3
Coding region: 95-559 (154 amino acids)
Biological process (GO): intracellular sphingolipid homeostasis; ceramide metabolic process; negative regulation of ceramide biosynthetic process
Cellular component (GO): endoplasmic reticulum membrane
Source: RefSeq, a predicted model, not a curated record
UUAGUAAGUUUACACGGUCAUACUGAGCACAAAUGACUAUUUAUGUUAUGAACAACUGUUCGGGAGCAAAAGCAAAUUAAUUCAGCGGUGCAAUAUGACAUCCAUAGCAGGAGGCCACGGCGAGCCGAAUCCGAACAGCUCCUGGCUGAGUGCCCGCGGGUUCUGGCUGGCCUACCUGCUAGGCCUGCUGUCGGUGCACCUUAUCUUCUUAUCAGUGCCCUUCGUGAGCAUUCCUUGGGCUUGGACUGCCACCAAUCUGCUCCACAAUGCGGCCCACCUGUACUUCCUGCACGUCAUCAAGGGCGCUCCGUGGCUGAGCACCGAGAAUGACCCCAGCCGGCGAUGGACACACUGGGAACAGAUCGACGACGGCGUGCAGAUGACCACCACCCGCAAGUUUCUCACCGCCGUUCCCAUUGUGCUAUUCCUACUUACUUGCUUGUAUACCCGGAACAACACAGAACACUUCAUUGCGAACUUUAUAUCCCUUGUAGUGGUCACGCUUCCCAAAUUGCCGCAGUUUCAUGGCGUACGAUUGUUCAAUAUUAACAAGUACUAAAACUUGUUACAUCGAUUGGAUUUAAAAAUGUAUAUAACUAAAAUGCUGGCUAUUGUACUCAAUUUGU